CGGCCUCCCCUCCUCCGGCGGCUGCUGAUUAACAUCCUCCCACUUCACAGGCGGCUUUCCGCGGCUGGCUGGAGUCGCCUAGUGGAACACUUUGACUUUGGUCUCACGGCGUGUAUCAUCAGAGGCUCACUGUCACAAUGGAUCUCUCUCCCAUUUCUACUACCUGUCAUUUUAUGAUGAAGCCUGGAGACAAACCCUGCUUACCUAGCUAGCAAUAGAUUUAAAUUACUUCCCAUUAUCGGUUUCAGAACUCGUGUAAGGGGUGUAUUUAAUCCUCUUUGUGGUCGAAAUUUAUUUAUUGAUACAUAUUACCUCAUAAGUCACUGUCAAACCACAAUAACUUGCGUUUUAAUUCAAUUUAAUUCCAAGUAGUGAUGGAAACAACUACACUAGCAACCCUGGCUGCUGCCACUACCGUGGCUCUGGCCUCGCAGUCUAACAUGUCAGGCUACUUGUUGCUCUUGGUGCUGGGCUUCAUCAUUGCCUUCAUCCUGGCUUUCUCUGUGGGGGCAAAUGACGUGGCCAACUCCUUUGGUACAGCAGUGGGCUCCGGGGUGGUCACCCUGCGCCAGGCCUGCAUCCUGGCCACUAUCUUUGAGACAGUGGGCUCAGUGCUGCUGGGGGCCAAAGUCAGCGAGACCAUACGGCAGGGCAUCAUUGACGUCCAGAUGUACAAUGGAUCUGAACAUGUCCUGAUGGCAGGAUCGAUAAGUGCAAUGUGUGGCUCUGCUGUGUGGCAACUGGCUGCAUCAUUCCUGAAGCUCCCCAUUUCUGGAACCCACUGUAUUGUUGGAGCAACAAUUGGCUUCUCAAUGGUAGCCAGAGGUCACCAAGGGGUUAAAUGGAUGGAGUUACUGCGCAUUGUGUCAUCCUGGUUCCUGUCACCUGUGCUGUCAGGCAUCAUGUCAGGAAUUCUCUUCUAUUUUAUUCGCAGAUUCAUUCUGAACAAGGCUGACCCUGUACCCAACGGCCUCAGAGCUCUUCCUGUCUUCUAUGCUAUCACUUUGGGCAUCAACCUCUUCUCUAUCAUGUUUACAGGAGCACCAUUGCUGGGUUUUGACAGAGUGCCAUGGUGGGGUACGCUGUGCAUUUCGCUGGGCUGUGCCUUUGUCACAGCUUUGGUCGUAUGGUUUGUUGUCUGUCCACGCCUCAAGAAGAAGAUCAAACGAGAAACAGCUGCUGCACCGAGUGAAACUCCACUAUUGGAGAAGAACUCCAGCAUACCUGCGCUAGCAGAGCAGCCUUCUAUACCACAUGACCUUCAGCCCCAGACCCCUCCAGCAGACAGUCAGAAGGUGGCUUUCAAACUUGGAGGUUCAGAGGAGGCUGAUUUGGACAACAAUGAUAUUGAAACCAAAGACUUGGAUAUCAGCAAUGGUCUGAAUGGCACUGUUGGCCCCAUGGUAAUCACUGAUCCUCACAGUGGACGGUCCCACACGAUCCACAAGGACUCUGGCCUUUACAAAGACCUGCUACACAAGCUCCACAAGGCCAAAGUUGGUGACUGCAUUGGUGACAGUGACACAGAGGAGCGGCCCAUCAGGAGGAACAACAGCUACACCUCUUACACAAUGGCCAUUUAUGGCAUCCAAGGAGAUCCUAAACACAAGGACCUUGAUGGUGGGCUUCAGAGAAGAUCAAGGGUGGACAGUUACAGCAGCUACAGCUCAGCGAUGACUAGUGGGAGUACAGUCCAGGAUGGGAUUGUGACUCAGGAAGCUGGCAGGGACCUCACUGUGGAGGAGGAUGAGCUGGAGGUCGACCAACCAGCUGUCUCCUUCCUUUUCCAGUUCCUGCAGAUACUGACGGCGUGCUUUGGCUCCUUUGCUCAUGGAGGGAAUGAUGUCAGCAAUGCGAUUGGCCCACUGGUGGCUCUAUGGCUUCUGUAUGAGAGCGGUUCUGUGGUGUCCAACGCACCCACACCCAUCUGGUUGCUUCUAUAUGGCGGAGUGGGCAUCUGUACCGGUCUCUGGGUAUGGGGCCGGAGGGUGAUCCAGACCAUGGGCAAAGACCUUACCCCCAUUACACCCUCCAGUGGUUUCAGCAUUGAACUAGCUUCAGCAAUCACAGUCGUUGUGGCGUCCAAUAUUGGUCUUCCUAUCAGCACGACCCACUGCAAGGUGGGAUCUGUGGUGGCCGUGGGAUGGCUGCGCUCCAGGAAAUCAGUUGACUGGCGUCUGUUCAGGAACAUCUUCAUUGCCUGGUUUGUCACAGUUCCUAUCUCUGGGCUCAUCAGUGCUGCCAUCAUGGCUCUCUUCACACAUGUUAUUCUGUGAGCCUUGUCCAGCCACACAGUUACUUCAGUUGAAAGACGUCUACCAACAGAGUUUGUUUGAAUGGCUGAUAAAACUGUGCAAAAGAACAUGUUCCAUUUUUGUUCUCCAUCAGUGAUGAUUAUUAUAUCAUUCAGUGUCAUUUCAAGGCCAAGCCAGUGCUGUUAUCUCACAGGAAUGUGUCCAUGAAUGAUGUAGGAUCUAAUGACACAGUUCAAAUAUCCAAACAUCUGUAAUACUGUAUAUCCCUAUGUAUAUUUGUAUAAAACCUAUGUGUAUUAAAAUAAAUUAGUACAGUUUUGACUGAAAAAGAACAAAUAACAGUUAUAUUCUAAGUUUAUGUAUUUGCAUAUAAUAAAACAAGGAGUUUCUUAAUUUGAAGGGGUUUUAAUGUAUUUUACUCACUGUUAAACAUUUUCCACUGAAUCUAACUUAGUGUGUGUGCAUGUGGGAGUGAUGGGUUAGUAAAAAUGAACAAAAAAACACCAUCAUGAGGUAGUUUUGUUUUGAAAUAUGACAUAACAACUAUAAUUCCUAACAAAUAUUCAUUAAUAAAUGUAACACCAAACACAAAGUCUUGGUUCAUACCCACCUCACCCAUGUAUAGUAUUGGGGAAAAUUGCUUCUCUCAGUUUCAGUUACACCUGUGCUUUACAAUGCUAUACUUUGCAACUUGUGCAAGGGCCACUAUAGGCUUGAUAUAUUAUAUGAUAAACAUAAAAUGUGAAUUGUAGUUUGUAUCUAAUGUAAGUAAUUUUAUAAUUCAUCAAAUAUAAACUUUAGGCUGUUUACAACAAAUUCAUGAUGGGUGUAUUCAAAUUACCUUCUUGUCUAUAUGUUCUUUAAAGCCUAUAGUAACAACCGUUGUAAAUUACCCGAGCUAU
This is a messenger RNA of Xiphias gladius (swordfish), 3157 nucleotides long. RefSeq names its product solute carrier family 20 member 1a (gene slc20a1a). The record is from RefSeq and is a predicted model, not a curated record. Gene Ontology annotation, biological process: phosphate ion transmembrane transport. Gene Ontology annotation, cellular component: membrane. Gene Ontology annotation, molecular function: phosphate transmembrane transporter activity. Lineage: Eukaryota; Metazoa; Chordata; Actinopteri; Istiophoriformes; Xiphiidae. The transcript has 11 exons. Bases 375 to 2276 code for a protein of 633 amino acids.